GGAAGUGCCAAUGAGACACGUGAUAGGGUGGGGCAGGGCAAAGCUCGCGAGAUCUCAUGACUUCUACACCGCUUCUCGCAUGUGGCUCCGCUACAACAGAACAAAAAAAGGAACCUGACUAUCCAGUACCCCAGAGGACUUCCUCACUUGUCCACCAAACCUUAAUCUGACCACCCCCUCUGACCAUUGCUACACUGUUCCUGUUCUGCUGACCAGCUUGUACAGUUUUGCCAGGCAUCCUUCACAAUGUUUGUUAACGGAGCUUCUGAGCACAUUGCUGAAUAUAUCCCAGAAAAAGUGAAGAAAGCAGAAAAGAAACUAGAAAAUAAUUCAUAUGACCUUACUGCUUGGAGCAUUCUGAUUAGAGAGGCACAGAGUCAAUCUGUAGAAAAAGCACGGAAGACACUUGAACGUCUUGUUGCUCAAUUCCCCAGUUCUGGCAGAUUCUGGAAACUGUACAUUGAAGCAGAGAUUAAAACUAAAAAUUUUGACAAGGCUGAAAAGUUAUUUCAGAGAUGCCUCAUAAAAGUUUUACAUAUUGACUUGUGGAAGUGUUAUCUGACUUAUAUCAGAGAAACCAAGGCAAGACUUCCCAGUUUCAAAGAAAAAAUGGCACAAGCAUAUGACUUUACUUUGGAUAAAAUUGGAAUGGAGAUUAUGUCUCAUCAAAUUUGGAUGGAUUACAUCAAUUUCUUGAAAGGGGUAGAAGCUAUUGGAUCUUAUGCAGAAAAUCAAAGAAUAACAGCUGUCCGAAGAGUUUAUCAACGUGGUUGUGUUAAUCCAAUGAUCAAUAUUGAGCAACUUUGGAAGGACUAUAAUAAAUAUGAAGAGGGCAUCAACAUACAUAUAGCUAAAAAAAUGAUUGAUGAUAGAAGCAGAGAUUACAUGAAUGCAAGACGUGUGGCAAAGGAGUAUGAAACAGUCGUGAAAGGUUUAGACCGCAAUGCUCCUUCAGUACCUCCACAGAAUACUCCCCAAGAAGCUCAGCAAGUAGACAUGUGGAAGAAAUACAUCCAGUGGGAAAAGAACAAUCCUCUCCGAACAGAAGAUCACACGCUCAUAACAAAAAGAGUGAUAUUUGCAUAUGAGCAGUGCCUGCUUGUGCUGGGUCAUCACCCAGAUAUUUGGCACGAAGCUGCGCAGUACCUGGAGCAAUCCAGUAAGCUGUUGGCUGAGAAAGGGGACAUGAACAAUUCCAAAUUAUUUAGCAAUGAAGCCGCUAAUAUAUAUGAAAGAGCUAUCAGCUCUUUACUGAAGAAAAAUAUGCUGCUUUAUUUUGCAUAUGCAGAUUAUGAAGAAAGUCGAAUGAAAUACGAGAAGGUACAUAGCAUAUAUAAUAGAUUUCUAGUUAUUGAAGAUAUUGAUCCUACUCUGGUUUAUAUCCAAUAUAUGAAAUUUGCAAGGCGAGCAGAAGGCAUCAAAGCUGGAAGGAUGGUAUUUAAAAGAGCGAGAGGAGACACUAGAGCACGCUACCAUAUCUAUGUUGCAGCAGCAUUAACGGAGUACUACUGUAGUAAAGAUAAAAUAGUGGCCUUUAAGAUUUUUGAGCUGGGGUUAAAAAAAUAUGGGAACAUUCCAGAAUAUGUAUUAGCCUAUAUUGACUACCUCUCUCACCUUAAUGAGGACAAUAAUACACGAGUUUUGUUUGAACGAGUAUUAACAUCUGGAGUCCUUCCACCUGACAAAUCUGGAGAAAUCUGGGCCAGAUAUCUAGCUUUUGAAAGUAGCUUUGGUGAUCUAGUCAGUAUCCUGAAAGUGGAGAAGAGACUGUUCACAGCGUUCAAGGAAGAAUAUGAAUUCAAGGAAACAGCGUUACGGGUUGAUAGAUAUAAGUUCCUGGAUUUGUAUCCCUGCCGUGCAAGUGAAUUAAAGGCUUUUGGCUAUAAAGAUGUUUCUCGGACCAAGCUAGGAAUCAUCAUUCCUGACCCCAUGGUAACUCCUUCUGUAGUGUCUGUUCUUAAAAAUGAAGAGGAUAGAAAACCGAAAUACCCCAGACCAGACGUCCGGCAGAUGAUACCCUUUCAGCCAAGGCAUUUUGCAUCCCCAGGCUUACACCCUGUGUCUGGUGGAGUGUUUCCGGUGCCACCUGCUGCUGUACUUUUAAUGAAACUCCUCCCUCCUCCAGUCUGUUUCCAGGGUCCUUUUGUGCAAGUAGAUGAAUUGAUGGAAAUUUUCCGAAGAUGUGAGAUCCCGAGCACUCUUGAUGAAGCUGUGAAAAUCAUCACUGGAAGAGUACCAUACCGGGCCAGGGACCGAAACAGUUUUCUGGAAAGCAGUAGCACAGUGAAAAGAGUAGCCAAACGACCCAAUGAAGAUAUGAAUGAGGAAGGAGGAAAACACAAAGCAAGGCCACCUGUCCACGACAUUUACAGAGCCCGACAACAGAAGAGAAUCCGAUGAGUUAAAAGCAGAAUUCUGCUGCUAAAGAUAGACUUGUAUCCAGAGGUCCUUUUUGCCUCUUCAAUCCUUUGUUUAAAACAGACAGUACAUUGUCAUAAGCAUCUUGACAACAGUUAUGUUGUCACUGGUGCCUCCUAUCAAAUGGUUCUCAGUGAAAAAUUUAAAAGCCAACUAGAAGGAUGGGUCUUAAAAUCUUGGGAAGAUUUGUGCUUUGAGCAAAAUUAGGUUUUCAAAAAUGGGGAAAUAGUUUAAAAUGUUUGAAUAUUUUGUUCCUUCUUCAAGUGUAUCUAGAUAAGUCAGUUGAAGUUUUGUUGGUCUUCAGUGGUUUUAUUUUAAAAGUUGGAUUGGGAGGUGGGGCUGGUAAAGCUAGGUGGCUCAGUGCAUUGAGAGCCAGGUCUAGAGAUGGGAGGUCCUGGGUUCAAAAGCGGCCUAACUGGCUGUGACCUUUGGCAAGUCAUUUAACCCCAUUGCCUAGCCUUUAUAGCUCUCCUGCCUUGGAACCAAUACUUAGUAGGAAUUGUAAGACAGAACAUAAGGAUUUUAAAAAAUUGGAAAGCCUAGCUUAUGGUUAACAUUUUAACUUACUUCUUUAGAAGUUUCCCUCUUUGCUCACAUAAAGCUUUGCCUAUUGCUUGUUUUUAUUGAUGAUAGAAUGUAUAAAAUUUGUUUUGUGGUUUUAAAUAAAAAAGCAGUUCUUUUAACAAUAAAAGGGAUAGAAGAAAAAAUGAGGGGGGUAGCUAGGUAGGACAAUGAAUAAAGUACCAGACUAGAGAUGAGAGGUCCUGGUUUCAAAUAUGGCCUCAGACACUUCCUAGCUGUGUGACCUUGGACCAGUCACUUUACCUUCACUGCUUACCACACUUCUGCCUUGAAAUAGUACACAGUACUGAUUCUAAGACAGAAUGUAAGGGUUUUUUUUAUUUAGAUGACUUAAGAUUGUGAAACAUUCUAAUUCAUUUGUUCUGGAAGUUACCUUCAGGUCAUAUAAAGUUGUGCCUUAUUGCUUGUUUUUAUUCAUGACAGAAUAUACAGAAUCUGUUUUGUGGUUUUAAAAAGAAAAAAAAGAAAAGAGAAAGGGGGAAAAAAAGGUAGAGCAGCUAGGUAGCACAAUGGAUAAAGUGCCAGGCCUGGAGUUGGAAGAAUCUGGGUUCAAAUGUGGCCUCAGAUACUUCCUAGCAGUGUGACCCUGGGCAAGUCACUUAGCCUCCAUUGCUUAGCUUUUGUAGCUCUUCUGUCUUAAAACCAAUAUAAAGGGUUGAUUCUUAGGCAGAAUGCAAGGGUUUAAAAAAUGCAAAAAAAGAAUCUCCACUAAAAAAAAGAAGGAUUUUGUGUCAUAGAGUGUCUCCUAAGUUUUGCUUGAUUCGUUUUUGAAAAGACUCAGGGUUUUCUUGAAAUGAGUAGUGAAAUGGAGACCCAAAAGGAUCCCUCUCACAGCUGGGUCUCAGUUCUGAAAGGGUAAAACAUUCUUAACUCUUCCUGUAUGCUCUUAGUUUAGCAGCUCAACCUUGAGGACUUUGUCUAGCAAGCUUUGAGCCAUUUCUUCUUUAACCUGAUCCAAAGGGCUGGGUGUUAGCAUUUACAAAAAGGAAAAAGAAACUAACUGUAAACUCUUGGGGACAGGCACUAUGCUUUUUGUUCUGGAUUCUCUCUUCCUAUUGUCCACUUCUGGAAACCCUUCCAGAAUAAUGAAAUGAGGAGGAUCUUGCCUGCGUAUGUUUAGUGUCUAGAGUUUUAACUAACUUUUCAAAAGAAAAUACAGUAAUAGUAACUCCAGGGCAAUACAUAUACUUUCAGUAAAGUACACUACUGUGUUUUUACUAUUUGGAAAUCCAACCACAAGUCACUGGAAAGAAAAGAGAAUUAGACCACUUAAUAUUGUACUUCUUACCUCAUACCUCAAACUCCACUUGGAUUUUAAGACUGUGGAAUAAUUAAGAUGGAAAAAUUUGUUCCUUUGAGAUCUAAUGGACUAUAUUAUAGAUACCAAAGCUCUUGAAUAGAGAGCUAUUUGUACAUAUCAUUUCAGUCAUUUUGUUAAAAAGAACAAUAAGAAAAAAUCUCACAUCCCACUUAAAUUUGUCUUUAAUAACUAAUCAGCCAGUGAGGGCACCUAACAAUUAUAGAUAGCAAAAGAAAAGGGAGAACCAGUAAAUAAUAAAUCUUUUUGAUUAAAAAAGCCCUAACACCAGCCCCCCAAAAUUGUGCUCCACCUUGACCAAUUUGCUAUUCCCCAGGCCCAACCUUCCUUCCCUGUUAAAUUGUCAGAUUGGUUAUUGGCACCUUAAAGAAACUACAGCAUUUUAUUAACUGACAGUUAAAGGUGUAUGCAUGUAUAGAUCUGCUCCUCAACUGGUGAUAUUAAUUCAGUUAUCCAGAAAGAAGAAAGAAUUGUAUGAAAUUUAAGGUUCAUUGUAUGACUAUUUUAGUGCUUCAAUGCUCUAAUAAAAUUUGAAUCUCUUUGGAAUACUUUGCUCUCGAGUGGAAAUUAUUUAUUCUUCCAUCCAGAAAAAGUACAUUUCAGUUAUAAAUGUCACAACCCAGUUAUGUGAGAAAACUGGUGGAUACAUCUUCAAAAAUU
Molecule: messenger RNA, 4978 nt
Organism: Monodelphis domestica (gray short-tailed opossum)
Lineage: Eukaryota; Metazoa; Chordata; Mammalia; Didelphimorphia; Didelphidae
Source: RefSeq, a predicted model, not a curated record